Molecule: messenger RNA, 1721 nt
Organism: Helianthus annuus (common sunflower)
Lineage: Eukaryota; Viridiplantae; Streptophyta; Magnoliopsida; Asterales; Asteraceae
Product: dolichyl-diphosphooligosaccharide--protein glycosyltransferase subunit 1B
Exons: 8
Coding region: 62-1483 (473 amino acids)
Cellular component (GO): oligosaccharyltransferase complex; membrane
Source: RefSeq, a predicted model, not a curated record
ACUACACAAGCAUAUCAUCAUCUUCAGACGACUUGGGUCAAUACUGUUGCUGGUGAGAGAGAUGGAGUUCUUCGUUGCCAGAUCUCGAUUAACCCUAAUCUUCUCACUCUUCUUCUUUCUCUCUCUAUGUUUCCGAUCGUCUUCUUCACUCUCAUCGUCACCAACGGACCUGAAGAUCCUCACCGCCGAACGCAGAAUUGACUUGGCUUCACACAUUAUUAGGGUUGUGUUGACUUUGAAGGUACAAAAUGAUGGGGCAUCCCCUGCUUCAGAUGUUCUUCUUGCGUUUCCACCAGCACAAGCGAAGCAUCUAGCACUGAUCCACGCUGCAGAAGUUGCUGGGAAGAAGAGGAAGAAAACUCUACAUCCACUAGAUGUGAAGACAAGCAGCAAUGCUGAAGGGCCAAAUGGGGCCAAGUUAUACUCCAUUUCCUUAAGAAAUCCCUUGAGCACAGGUGGAUCCGUGUCAUUAGAAGUUUCGUAUGUUUUGACCCAAUCUCUUGAACCUUUCCCUGUUGAGAUAAGUCAAUCAGAACCGCAACUUGUCUUGUACCGUGACAGUGCGUUAAUAUUGUCACCAUAUGAAAUUAAACAACAAACUACAGUUAUUAGGACACCAAGCACCAAAGUGGAAUCAUUUACUAGAGUAGAACCGUCUACCCAUUUGCGUACUGAGCUCAAGUAUGGGCCUUAUGAGGACCAGCCUGCUUUUUCAUAUACUCCUAUCGUUGUUCAUUUUGAGAAUAACAAUCCAUUUGCUGUGGUUGAGGAACUUGUUAGAGAAAUUGAAAUUUCUCACUGGGGCAACCUGCAAGUUACCGAGCAUUACACAUUGGUGCAUAACGGUGCUAGACACAAAGGAGGGUUCUCAAGGGUUGAAUAUCAAUCUAGGCCGACUUACAGUGGCGUUGCAUCCUUCAAAAGUCUUCUUGUAAAAUUACCCCCGAGGGUUCACUCUGUCUACUACCGUGAUAACAUAGGCAAUAUCUCAACAUCACAUUUAAGGACAGGUUACAGUAAGUCCGAAAUGGAAAUUGAGCCUCGGUAUCCUUUAUUGGGAGGUUGGAAAGCCACAUUCGUCAUUGGGUAUGGGCUACCAUUGGAAGAUGUUCUUUUCGAGUCAGCUGAUGGUAAGCGGUAUCUGAAUUUCAGUUUUGGAUGUCCUAUUGCUGAAACACUGGUAAACAAAAUAACAAACAAGGUUGUGCUGCCUGAAGGAUCUAAAAAUCCAUCUGUUGCGGUUCCAUUUUCCGUGGAACAGCGUGCAGAGACGAGUUAUUCGUAUCUUGACAUUGUUGGAAGACCAGUGGUGGUUUUGGAAAAGGAAAACGUAGUUCCUGAACACAACUCUCUUUUCCAGGUUUACUAUGAUUUCCACCCAAUGUUCAUGCUUGCAGAGCCAUUGAUGUUAAUAUCAGUGUUCUUCUUCUUGUUUGUUGCUGCCUUGGCUUACAUUCACAUGGACAUCUCAAUAAGAAAAUGAAGAGCGGCACAAUGCUGAUGAUUAAUUACCAGGUAGACCGCUUCACCAAGAUAUGAGCAUGGCUGGAUAAAUUAGAUUAUAUGUAAAACUGACUUAGACACUUGAAGGAACCAUUGAGGCAUGUUAAACCAGAAAACCUAAAUUAGCGGCAAAAGAUUUAAGAAUUUUCUAAAUUUUCUUGAAAUUUCGACCCUUUUGGUGCAUUUUCAGUUGCUUUAAUCAUGAGGUGUUUUGCGUC